Messenger RNA from Cucumis melo (muskmelon), 2414 nucleotides. RefSeq names its product U-box domain-containing protein 16. Gene Ontology annotation, molecular function: ubiquitin-protein transferase activity; protein binding. The coding region runs from base 154 to 2223 and encodes 689 amino acids. The record is from RefSeq and is a predicted model, not a curated record. The transcript has a single exon. Gene Ontology annotation, cellular component: nucleus; cytoplasm. Gene Ontology annotation, biological process: protein ubiquitination; cell surface receptor signaling pathway. Lineage: Eukaryota; Viridiplantae; Streptophyta; Magnoliopsida; Cucurbitales; Cucurbitaceae.
CUCCCAUUACCCAAAAACACACUCAAUUUUUCCUUUUUCUUUCUUUUUUUUUUAAAAAAAAAAAACAAAACAAAACCAAAGUGAUCUCUCUUUUAUCUUCUUCUUAUCUCUAUCUUUCUUGUUCCUUGCCUACUCUGAUUCUUCCCUUCUCCAAUGGCCGUUUCUCCCCACUCUUUCCCUCCGCGUAAACGCCGCCCCUCCGCCGCUGCCUUCGUCUCCCCCAAACUCUCCGCCCCAAUCCUCCUCCAAUCCCUCCUCUCCCUCUCCCAGGAAAUCUCUUCCACUAAACCCCUCAAAUUCCUUCUCCACCGCUACUCCAUUUCCAUGAUCCGCAAAUCCUUAUUGCUCGAAAUUAUCCUCCACGACCUCCUCCGCCGUCUCCCGAUUCCCUCCCUCUCCCCCUCCGCUUCCCUCUGUCUCGAAGAAAUGUACAUCGUUUUACAAAGAAUCAAAACCCUGCUCGAAGAUUGUUCUAACGGAAGCAACAUCUGGCUACUCACUCAAAACCAAUCCAUCGCUAACAAUUUCCACGAACUCACUUUGGAUUUAUCCACUCUGCUCGAUAUCUUCCCUGUUAAAGACGCUGGUUUAACCGAAGACGUUGAAGAAUUGUUUUACCUCUUGAGAAAUCAAACCUCUGAAUCCAGCGUGUUCCUCGAUCCAAGAGAUGAAGCUCUCCGAUUCAGAGUAUUGAAGAUGAUCGAUCGAAUCAAAGACGAAAUUGUUCCCGAUUAUUCCGAAUUGUUAGAGAUUUUUACCAUGAUUGAUAUCCGUGAUUCCUCUAGUUGUAGAGAGGAAAUCGAGAAUCUCGAGGAUGAAAUUCAGAAUCAAACCGAUGAGAAAUCGAGAUCUGAUGUGGUUGCUUUGAUCGGGUUAGUUCGUUACGCGAAAUGCGUUUUGUAUGGAGCGUCGACGACGGCGGAAUACGGUUUCCAACGGAAAGAUUCGAUUUCCGAUUUGCCUGUACCGGCGGAUUUCAGGUGUCCGAUUAGUUUGGAUUUAAUGCAAGACCCGGUUGUCGUGGCCACAGGACAUACGUACGAUCGUGCGGCGAUUACGUUUUGGAUUGAAUCUGGUCACAACACGUGUCCAAAGACAGGUCAGACCCUGGCCCAUACGAACCUAAUACCGAACCGGGCAUUGAAAAAUUUGAUUGCAAUGUGGUGCCGUCAAGAAAGAAUUCCGUUUGAUAUAACGGAAAGCAGUAAGGAGAGAGUCAACGACGUUACGUUAAAUAAAGCAGCGUUAGAAGCUAUGAGAAUGACGGCAACGUUUCUCGUUAACAAACUCGCCACGUCAGUUGACUCUUCUGUGAACGAUGUCGUUUACGAGCUUCGUGUUUUGGCUAAAACAGAUCCCGGCAGCCGUGGAUAUAUCGCUCAAGCCGGAGCUCUACCGUUACUCGUCCGAUAUCUCAACUCCAAUAACCCGAUUCUCCAAGUGAACGCCGUCACGACGGUGCUCAACCUCUCGAUUUUUGAGUCGAACAAAUCUUUGAUAAUGGAGACCGAUGGUGCGUUGAUCGGAGUUAUCGAGGUACUCCGGUCCGGCGCGACUUGGGAAGCCAAAGGAAACGCCGCCGCCACCAUAUUCAGCCUCUCCAGUAUCCAUUCUUACAGGCGGAGAUUGGGGAGGAAGACUCGUGUCAUAAGGGGACUGCUUGAUUUGGCGAAAGACGGGCCGGUUAGUUCGAAGAGGGAUGCUCUGGUUACGAUUUUGACAUUAGCGGGCGAUAGGGAGACUGUUGGGAGGUUAGUCGAAGGUGGGGUUAUGGAGACGGUGAGUUAUUUGAUGAACAGCUUGCCGGAGGAGGCGGUGACGAUUCUGGAAGUGGUGGUGAGGAAAGGGGGAUUUGUGGCGAUUGCUUCUGGAUUUUAUCUGAUUAAGAAAUUGGGGGUUGUAUUGAGAGAGGGCUCCGACAGGGCCAGAGAGAGCGCUGCGGCGGCCCUGGUGACAAUGUGCCGGCAAGGUGGAUCGGAGAUGGUGACGGAGCUGGCGUCGAUGGCCGGGAUUGAGAGAGUCAUUUGGGAAUUAAUGGGGAGUGGGACGAUGAGGGGUCGGCGGAAGGCAGCGUCGCUGUUGAGAAUACUCCGGCGAUGGGCGGCGGGUUUGGAUGGAAACGGCGGCGCGGGAGGAGAUUCGAUGACGGUUACAUCGUCGAGAAUCGGCGGCGAGUCAACGACGUUUGUUAGUUCGUCAAGAGGAGCAAUUGUGCAUAGCUAGAAGAGAAGGUUUUCAUACCAAAUUCUUUCCCACAUUUGUUUGUAAAUUCAUAUGUUUUUUUUCUUCUUCUUCUAUUUAUUUAUUUUUGUUCGGAAAAGUGAAAACGAAAGUCCCAAAAUAGAGAUUUUCAUUAGUUUGUUUUGAUUUGUUUGCACAUUGCCACAUUUUAGGAUCAAUCUUUGAUUAGACAA